Messenger RNA from Brassica napus (rape), 2521 nucleotides. Its product is annotated as CTP synthase. Gene Ontology annotation, molecular function: identical protein binding; CTP synthase activity. The transcript has 19 exons. Gene Ontology annotation, biological process: pyrimidine nucleobase biosynthetic process; CTP biosynthetic process. Lineage: Eukaryota; Viridiplantae; Streptophyta; Magnoliopsida; Brassicales; Brassicaceae. Bases 231 to 2102 code for a protein of 623 amino acids. The record is from RefSeq and is a predicted model, not a curated record.
AAAAAAAAAAAAAAAUGCUUUAGGUGUUAAUUAAAUAUGAAACAUGACACCUUCUCUUCAACUUUCAAAGGUGAACGAACACUGGCUUGCUUAUAAAAAGGGCAUUCACCAUCUCUCGUUCAAUUCACAAAUUGGAUAAAAGUCUCUACUUUCAAUUCUCGUUUUAUAAAAAAUAGGAAACUGAGUUGAGCAAAGCUAUCUUUCAGACGAAGUGGUUAAGGAAGAAGAAGAUGAAGUACGUAGUGGUUUCAGGUGGAGUAGUGAGUGGACUCGGAAAAGGAGUCACGGCAAGUAGCAUCGGUCUCAUCCUCAAAUCAUGUGGAUUCCGAGUCACCGCCAUUAAAAUCGAUCCUUACUUAAACAUUGAUGCUGGGACCAUGUCACCUAUUGAACAUGGUGAAGUUUACGUCUUGGACGAUGGUGGCGAGGUUGAUCUUGAUCUUGGGAACUAUGAGAGGUUCAUGGACAUCAAGCUGACCCGUGAAAACAACAUAACUACCGGGAAGGUUUAUAAGCAUGUGCUUGAGAAAGAGAGGAGAGGAGAUUAUCUUGGGAAGACUGUCCAGGUUGUUCCUCAUAUCACCGAUGCUAUUCAAGAAUGGAUUGAGCGUGCAGCUAAGAUUCCAGUUGAUGGACAGUCUGGUCCAGCUGAUGUCUGUGUCAUUGAACUUGGAGGAACAAUAGGAGACAUAGAGUCCAUGCCUUUUAUUGAAGCUCUUGGGCAGUUCUCCUAUCGUGUUGGCUCUGAGAAUUUCUGCUUGAUCCAUGUCAGUCUUGUGCCUGUAUUGAAUGUUGUUGGUGAACAGGCAAGUCUCUUGAGACUUGUUUCUUUUGGAGUUUUUAUCCUAACGAUGUCUAACAUAAUGUGGUCUAAUUGCUUACAGAAGACUAAACCAACGCAACAUAGCGUUAAAGACUUGAGAGGCCUUGGCUUGAGCCCUAACAUCUUGGCUUGCAGAAGCACAAAGCCACUUGAAGAUAAUGUGAAGGCCAAACUCUCUCAGUUUUGCCAAGUUCCGAUGGAGAACAUUGUGACUCUCUAUGAUUGCCCCAACAUUUGGCACAUUCCAUUGCUUCUCAAAGAACAAAAGGCACACGAGGCGAUUCUGCAUGUCCUGAACCUUACAGGAAUUGCAAAGGAGCCUGCAUUAGAGGAAUGGUCUCUGAUGGCUAAAAUGAGCGACAAGUUGCACGUUCCGGUAAGAAUUGCUGUUGUUGGGAAGUAUACUGAGCUCUUGGAUUCAUAUCUUUCCAUCCAUAAGGCUCUCUUGCAUGCUUCUGUGGCUAGGCGCAAGAAACUUGUCAUAGAUUGGAUUCCAGCUAGUGAUCUUGAACAAGGUGCCAAGAAAGAGAAUCCAGAUGCAUAUAAGGCAGCGUGGAAGUUACUCAAGGGUGCUGAUGGUAUUCUUGUGCCUGGAGGUUUUGGAAACAGAGGUGUACAAGGAAAGAUUCUUGCAGCCAAACACGCCAGAGAAAACAAAGUUCCAUACCUUGGUAUCUGUCUAGGUAUGCAACUCGCUGUGGUCGAGUAUGCAAGAAACGUACUCGGUUUGGCAGAUGCAAACAGCGCUGAACUCGAUCCCAACACCAAGAACCCUUGUGUUAUCUUCAUGCCUGAGGGCUCGACAACUCAUAUGGGAGGCACCAUGAGGUUAGGUUCAAGAAGAACUUAUUUUCAAAGCAAGGACUCCAAAUCAGCAAAACUAUAUGGGAACAGAAGUUUUGUCGAUGAGAGACACCGACACAGAUAUGAGGUGAAUCCAGCUAUGGUUCCACGUUUCGAGAGCUCUGGACUCACAUUCCCAGGAAAAGACGAGACGGGUCAGCGAAUGGAGAUCGUUGAGCUGCCAAACCAUCCGUUCUACGUUGGAGCUCAGUUCCAUCCUGAGUACAAAUCAAGACCAGGCAAACCAUCUCCUCUCUUCCUAGGACUAAUUGGAGCAGCUAGUGGAGAGCUAGACAAUGUACUGCAACAAAGCUGCCAAGAAAGCGUCGGCUCACGUCCUCACUCCAACGGAAAGCUCGAGAGGCUUUACUGGAAAGGUGCAGCGAAAAAGCCAGUCAGUGUUGUAUACAGUGUAUGUGAUCGUGUCUGCUCAUGAAGAUGGCUGCAUCAACGAUGACUUUCUCUCUAUAAAAAGAUGUUUUAUCCGGAUUUUUUUUAACGUGGAUUGCUUCGCUUAUGGAGGAAGAGAGAAGGCUGUACAGUUUGAGGAUUGGCUUUUUAUACGAGAUGUGUUUCUUAAAAGAUUAUGAAGAAGAAGAAGAAGAAGACUAAACACAAGCAGCAUUAGAAUAUAUAUAUACCUUUGUCUUUUGUAAUCGGUAAUAUCUAGAGUCGUUUGAUUUGACUCUCUCUUCUGCUGCUGUGUUUCUUGGAUUCUUAUGUAGUAGCUUAUCUUUGUGUUGUUUUUCUUGUUUUUGGGUUAUUUAAACAUUUCCAGAGAAGUUUUUUUGAUUUCUCUGUAUGUUAAUGUAGCUUCUAUGUUAUUUGAAUGGUUUAUGUUAUAUUUACUAGCUA